Xylaria bambusicola is the source of this 1659-nucleotide messenger RNA. Its product is annotated as coatomer epsilon subunit-domain-containing protein. Gene Ontology annotation, cellular component: COPI vesicle coat. The transcript is spliced from 4 exons. The record is from RefSeq and is a predicted model, not a curated record. Gene Ontology annotation, molecular function: protein binding; structural molecule activity. Gene Ontology annotation, biological process: retrograde vesicle-mediated transport, Golgi to endoplasmic reticulum; endoplasmic reticulum to Golgi vesicle-mediated transport; intra-Golgi vesicle-mediated transport. The coding region runs from base 351 to 1238 and encodes 295 amino acids. Lineage: Eukaryota; Fungi; Ascomycota; Sordariomycetes; Xylariales; Xylariaceae.
UGUUGACAAACCUCAAUUGAUCCAGUACUAGAGUGUCUAGAUAGGGCAGCCUGAGCUAGCUGUUCAAUGCAGCAUUGCUCUGUCACCAGCCGGUUCGGGCCGCAACUUGAUGUUGACAGCUGGCACGGCUUGACAUCCCACCAACGUAGCUCCACGGUGUACAGAUGAGAUAGCUUGUCCAGAUGGUUUACACAACGUAUAGCGGCUCGAAUCCUCCCCUUAAUUCAUAGGAACUCGAAAGUACCUAAUCAUCAGACGUACACAAAGCGAAUCGCAUCAUACCCUCACAAGAUAAGGAAUCCAAUCCCACCUGACGCAUCGAACGAAACGACCCAGACCAUCUGCCCAUCAUGGAUCCCUACUCGGCCGAAGGCGAGCUAAUCAACAUCCACAACUAUUUCCACCAGGGCCAGUACCAAGAGGUCGUCGACUUUGACACAUCAUCAUUAUCAGCCGAGAACGAGGUCCCCGCGCGAGUCCUUAUACAGAGGGCACGCAUUGCACUGGGGCAGGCUAAGGAGGUGCUCGCUGAUGUGAAGGGCGAGACAUCAGAGCCUGAGUUCGCUGCCGUGGCUGCCCUGGCACAGUCUGCUCUCGGCAAGACAGAGGAGGCCGCGCAGGCCAUUGAGAAGCUAGCGCAGUCCGAGAGUGACAAUCAGACCGUCCAGGUUCUCGGAGGUAUCGUGUUGCAGGCAGCUGGCAAGUCGGAUGAGGCGCUUGCGCUCCUGUCUAAGCACUCAGGUAGUCUUGAUGCCGCAGCACUUAUCGUACAAAUCCACCUCCAGCAAAACCGCACAGAUCUCGCGAUCAAAGAAGUAACAGCCGCGCGGAGAUGGGCUCAGGAUAGUCUCUUAGUGAACCUUGCAGAGUCAUGGGUCGGCUUGCGGCAGGGCGGCGAGAAAUACCAACAAGCCUUCUAUGUCUUCGAAGAACUAGCCCAAGCCCCCGCAACAUCAUCGCUCGUAACUCUCGUCUCGCAAGCGAUCUGUGAGAUCCACCUCGGCCGCGUGGAAGAGGCUCAAGCUGCUCUCGAGCAGGCACUGCAGAAGCAGCCCGACCACGCGGAUGCUAUAGCGAACUUGAUGGUGCUGACAGUUAUUACGGGCAAGGACGCCACAGAGCUUACCAGUUCCCUGAAACAGACGGCGCCUCGCCACGCUUUGCUCACAGAUCUCGAGGAGAAGAGCGACCUCUUCGACAAGUCUGCCUCGAAAUUUAGCGCUAAGGUUACGGCGUGAAGAGCGGCUAUGAAACAAUAAGAAAACGGAAAUUCUGAAAUGAAAUACAGCAAAGGGAUGAGAUAACGUUAUGAUAGUAAGGCAUUACUGGCUUCGCCCAAUAGACCUUUAGACGUGUUAAGCAUUUCCGGUGAAAAGCGAUCAAGUGCGGUCCGGGAUACCAGCUUAUUGAAAAGGGAGGGAAAGCCACGUUGAAGAAUCCAGCACUGGCAGGAGUUUGGCGGUAGUAUAGCCCCUCAGCCCUACAUCUACUACACUACCUUAUUCAUACUUUUGGUUAGGUAGAUCCAUCAUUUGGUAGUAAACGCGUCGUGAUCUUAGACAUGAAUUUCGAGCAGUUUAUCAACAAUGCCAUUUCACAUGUCACAAAGUGUAUUCACAAUGAAAACGAGACCACUGUUACAGGCAUAGGACCGGUUGG